Molecule: messenger RNA, 2871 nt
Organism: Metarhizium album ARSEF 1941
Lineage: Eukaryota; Fungi; Ascomycota; Sordariomycetes; Hypocreales; Clavicipitaceae
Product: protein kinase domain-containing protein ppk32
Exons: 3
Coding region: 1-2871 (956 amino acids)
Biological process (GO): protein phosphorylation
Molecular function (GO): protein kinase activity; ATP binding
Source: RefSeq, a predicted model, not a curated record
AUGUUCUCCUCAGCGCUCAAGUCUUUAUCUGCCACCAACAUCACCGCCAACUACUCCACGUCGGAGCGUCCCACGUCCACCGCCGGCCCAUGGAAGAUCUACGAUGCCACCAGGAAGUCCACUGGUAAUGCCUACAGCGUCUUCGUCUUCGACAAGAGGACAUUGUCGCAAGGCAAUUCUAUGGGCCGAUCCGGCGCCUCCGGCCUCAAGCGUUCUGUGGACGAAGUGGUUGAGCGCUUGAAGAAAGAAGCUUCCAACCUGGCCAAGCUCCGGCACCCGUCCAUUCUGGAGCUGGUGGAGCCCGUCGAGGAGUUGAGGAACGGUAAUUUGCAGUUCGUCACUGAAGCCGUCUCUGCGUCCCUGUCUAGUGUGCUACAAGAGAAGGAUGCCCAGGAACGACCGCGAGGGAGGUCGACCCGGUCCGUCACCGAGGAUGCGGGUGGUGGCGUCACAAGGGGGCGGACGAUUGAGAUCGACGAACUCGAGAUCCAAAAGGGCUUGUUGCAAAUUAGCCAGGCUCUAGAAUUCUUGCACGAAAACGCUGGUCUUGUUCAUUGCAACUUGACACCAGAUGCCGUGCUUGUCAAUGCCAAGUCUGACUGGAAACUUGGCGGUCUUUCCUUUUGCAGCCCGGCCGACAACUCAACAAAGCCGACGUCAAUUCAAGGCAUAAGCUUGGGCGAAGUGCUGAACCUAGAUCCUCGAUUACCAAGACUUGUUCAGCUUAACCUCGACUAUACAUCUCCCGACUUCGUCAUGGACAACAACUUGACCCCAUCAGCCGAUAUGUACUCUCUCGGACUUCUCUCCAUCGCCCUCUACAAUUCGCCACACAAAUCCCCUCUCGACAGCCAUGGCAGUGUCUCUUCGUACAAGAGGCUGUUUUCAUCAGUAUCCACCACACCUUCGGCGAGUAACGGCUUUUUGGCGUCGCGAGAACUGCCAAAAGACCUGACAAAGCACGUGCUACCCAGAUUGAUUACCAGGCGACCCGCUCAACGGAUGACGGCCCGGGAAUUCCAGGAAACCGAGUAUUUUGACAACGUUCUGGUGUCGACAAUCAGGUUCCUGGAUUCCUUCCCAGCCAAGACCCCUAAUGAGAAGUCUCAGUUUAUGAGGGGCCUGAACAAGGUGCUGCCAUCGUUCCCCAAGUCUGUCAUGGAGAAGAAAAUUCUGCCUGCGCUUUUGGAGGAGCUCAAAGAUAGAGAUCUGCUUUCCGUGAUCCUCCAGAAUGUCUUCAAAAUAAUUGACCUGCUGCCUCAUGCUAGACGAGCGUUCGGUGACAAGGUUCGUCCGGCUUUGAAGGAGAUAUUUGUGUUCAAUGCCAGACAAGGCCAAGAAAAAGACCCAGCCCGAGAUGCAGGGCUAAUGGUGUUUUUGGAAAACCUGUCAGUCGCCGCAGAUAACUCUCCUGGAAAGGAGUUCAAAGAUGAUAUUCUUCCCGUAAUAUUGGCCGCCAUCGAGUGUCCCACACCGUCAAUCGUAGACGCUGCCCUGAGGACAUUGCCAUCUGUUCUCCCUGCCCUCGACUUCAGCACCAUUAAGAAUGAACUCUUCCCCGUGGUAGCUGCGGUAUUCAGCAGGACAAACAGCCUGGCAAUCAAGGUCCGCGGCUUGCAAGCUUUUGUCAUCCUCUGCGGUGGAUCUACGGAUGCUGCCGCUGAUGACGGUCUGAACGGCCUGGUUGAAGACAAAAAGAAGACAUCCUCGUCCAGUGCACUGGACAAGUAUACCAUGCAGGAGAAGAUUGAUCCCCUAAUCAAGGCCAUCAAGACCAAGGAGCCAGCCGUCAUGAUGGCAGCACUCAAUGCGCUGCGCAUCGUGGGAGAGAAUGCGGAUGCUGACUUCGUGGCGAUGGACAUUCUCCCCGUUCUGUGGAGCAUGAGUCUGGGACCUCUGCUGGAUCUGCGCCAGUUCCAGACAUUCAUGGAACUGAUCAAGAACCUAUCGAGGAGGGUGGAAGACGAACAGACCAAGAAGCUGCAAGAGCUGUCAGGCACGUCUAACGCAGGAACCGCCGGUCGCAACGAAGACUUGCUCGCAUUCGGCGGCGUCACCGGCACCACUUUCGACAGCGGCACCGGCGGGAAUGAGGAUGACUUUGAAGCUCUCGUCAAGGGGAAAGGGGUCGUCUCAGCGUCGUCCAACGGCAGCAACGGCUUUCCUACCUGGGACCAGACACCGUCUGCCACGACCCCGGCCACCACCACCACAAUCAAGAGCUCGUCCAGCACGCCGAAAACACCUUCAUUCUCGUGGUCCUCACAAACCCCCACGAGCGCUUCGACAACAACACAGCCCGCCGUGGCCGGCAGUCAGCCUGGUUUCCGCACCACAACGCCGGAUUUGGCGCGAUUCGGCACCCUCACUCCGUCGUCGACUCAAUACAGCAAACCGCUGCAGCCGACACGGCCUUCACAGCCAUCAUUCUUUCAACAGGCUCCGCAGCAGAGCUCGUCAUCAAUCAAUUGGUCCGCCACGGCAGCCGCAACCUCCAACCCAUGGGCGUCGUCAACACCAAACUACGCAAACUCGUCGAGCCACACACCCGCACACGUGCAGUCAGGCUCCAGCUUCAGCAGCAUGAACGCAUCCAUGUCCAGCGUGUCCCUGGGGCAACAAGCUCCUCGGCCUUCCCUGGGCGGCGGCGACUCGCGGGACUCGUCGUUCUCGCUGCCCCCGCCGCCAGGUGCUCGUUCUUCGCCGUCGUCAAACACCUCGUUUAGUAUCAAGCCGCCUCCCGCACCAGGCAGUUGGGGGGUGUCGGCUCAGAAACCAGCAGCAUCAUUGGGUGCUCCCGGUCAGCAGGUGGGUAGUAAUGCGGGAGGGAAAAAGCCUUCAGGGCUGGAUAUGUACGAGAGUCUAAUUUAG